AUGGGCACUCGUGUUCCACCGCCCUGCCCCACCUCAAUAUGCGAUGCGCAGUCUGCAACCGGCCUGCCGCAACUCAUUGAUGAUUUGCAACGUCUUUCCGAAGAUCAAGAUAGCUGCGAUGUGGUCUUCAUUUGCGGACGUGAGGAGGAACGUAUAUAUGCCCAUCGCAUUAUUAUGAUGACACGUUGCAAAAGUUUCAAAACCAAUAAGCGUGGAGAACUCUGUCGCAUACCGGGGUGUACGGUAUCACCAGCUGCAGCACCUGGUACACCCAGUUCUGUCCGUCUGCCACAUGUACAUCCCGAAGUUUUCAAACAAUUCAUUCUAUACGUGUACACAGCAAAGAUAUUAUUACAGGAUUCUCGGGUAUUUGAAAUGAUGACAUUGGCCCAGGACAUGGGUUGCUGUGAAUUGAGAGCGGCUUGUGAGGAUCAUGUCAUUGCAACUCUGUCUGUUGACAAUGCGUGUACAUUUUUGACAGCAGUAAUGGAGAUACAUGAGAAAGCGGGUGCAAAAUGUGCUGCCUCAUUUAUGGAACGUUGCAUUAUCUACAUAGGGGAAAAUGCCAGGGAGUGUGUGAAAACAAAUGCGUUUUUGAAUUUAAAAAAGGAAGCCUUAAUUAAGCUAAUAUCCUCAGAUUAUUUUUGUUUGGAAGAAGAGGAUGUCUGGCGUUGCGUGUUGGCUUGGGCUAAAAAUCAUGCUGGUGUUACGCAGCCUACCGCUCACUGGACUGAAGAGGAACGAGCACGUGUGUGUCAACAUUUACAGGGUGUCAUGUGCCAUGUACGACUUUUGCUUAUAGAUAGUCAAGUUUUUGCUGAGGAAGUUGAACCAACAGGUGCUGUACCCAUGGAAUUAUCACUGGAAAGAUAUCGUUAUGCUGCUUUACAAAAUUCCAACAACAAAAGUGGCACUUAUGCUACCGGUGGCGGUGGCGUAAGCGGAGGAGGUGGUGUUGGUGCAGGGUUGAAUUCAAAUUCCAAUGUUGGAAGUGGUUUUAAUAGCCUAGGAGGAAAUGGCAUGAGUUUUUCGGGUUCGACGUCGAAUAAAACUGAAACGGAUAAAAGAUUGCAGCCCAGGUUAAUGAUGAAUAUGUUUCCGGGUUCGCAGAUAUUGAGAAAUGAGAAACUCCAUUUGCAAAGUGUUUUAAAUAAUUGGUAUGGUGUUCCUAAACAAUCCUGGCGUUUAUUAUACCGGGCUUCCACUCAUGGCUACAAUUCUAAUGCUUUCCAUCAUUAUUGUGAUGGUGCUGCUCCCUGUAUGGUCAUAUGUUUGGGCUCCCAUGGUGAAAUCAGUGGUGGGUUUACAGAUGUUGCCUGGGCCAAGACCUCUCGUAAAGGUGUCUAUAUACCCUCGGAUAGAGCCUUUUUGUUUGCCUUGAAUCCUGUUGGCUCUGAGCAGUCAUUAAAAUUUGAUAUUGUCAAGAAACCUUAUGCCAUAUGCUAUCAUCCUGAUUGUGGUCCUAUUUUUGGUGCUGGCGCUGAUUUGAUGAUUGCCAAUAACUGUAAUACGAAUAAGGAAUCAUAUUCCAAUUUACCUCACUCAUACGAUGGACCAAAUGCAUCGUAUGAGACCUUAUUUGGCGAUUAUAAUUUCACCAUUGCUGAUUAUGAAGUUUUUACAACUGUCUAGAUUUAUGCAUGAUUAAUAUAUAAAAGAGAAAUAUGCCAGAAUGCAAUUACUUUCUUUUUAUACCCACUACCAUAGCAUGAAGGUAUACUAAUCUAGUCACUUCGUUUGUAACACCUUGAAAUAUUCAUCUAAGACCCCAAUUGAAAUAGAAAUUUCAG
Molecule: messenger RNA, 1790 nt
Organism: Stomoxys calcitrans (stable fly)
Lineage: Eukaryota; Metazoa; Arthropoda; Insecta; Diptera; Muscidae
Exons: 8
Coding region: 1-1632 (543 amino acids)
Molecular function (GO): protein binding
Source: RefSeq, a predicted model, not a curated record